Messenger RNA from Coniosporium apollinis CBS 100218, 1497 nucleotides. RefSeq lists its product as uncharacterized. Gene Ontology annotation, cellular component: fungal-type vacuole membrane. The record is from RefSeq and is a predicted model, not a curated record. Gene Ontology annotation, molecular function: transmembrane transporter activity. The transcript has a single exon. The coding region runs from base 1 to 1497 and encodes 498 amino acids. Lineage: Eukaryota; Fungi; Ascomycota; Dothideomycetes. Gene Ontology annotation, biological process: transmembrane transport.
AUGCCAAACCUCCGCCAUGCCUCCCGCUGGCUCUUCAGCGAAUUCGGCCUCAAAACCCUCGCCAGCUCCGGCCGCGACACCUACAUAAUCCUCCUGCUGCGUUUCCUCCGCAUGUUCGCCUACGGCAGUGCCGCGCUGAUCCUCGCCCUCUACUUCGCAGCCCUAGGCCACUCCGACGAGAAGAUCGGCCUCUUCAUGACGCUCACGCUGCUGGGCGACGUCGUGAUUAGUCUCUUCCUCACGCUCGUGGCGGACAAGCUUGGGCGGCGGACCACGCUGCUGUUUGGGUCGUGCCUCAUGGCUGGGGCGGGCGCGGUCUUUGCGCUGAGCGGGAACUACUGCGUCCUCCUGGUUGCGGCUAUCCUGGGCGUGAUCAGCCCGAGUGGGAAUGAGAUUGGGCCGUUUAGGGCUAUCGAAGAAUCGACGCUGGCGCAUCUGGUGGAGCCGGAAGGGAGACCGGACGUCUUUGCCUGGUAUGUCGUGCUGGCUACACUGGGCUCGUCGGGCGGUCUGGUCGUCUGUGGAUGGGUCGUUCAUCGGCUUCAUGCUCGCGACUAUUGGACAGAGGUGGAUGCGUACCGGGCGGUUUUCUGGGUGUACGCCAUCCUUGGCGCCGUCAACGCGUGCUUGUCACUAUUCUUGAGUCGCAAGUGCGAGGUUGCAGCGCAGCGGAUCACGUCGGCAGAUGCUACUCCUGCGCAGAACGACGAGAAUCGGCCGCUUCUGCAAGACGGAAAUGGAUCUACAGCGGACGAUGGCGCAGCGAACGGUAAAGUGAAAGAACGCAAAGGCUUCCUGUCCCACAUCUCGCCCGAAACCCGCUCCAUCCUCCUCCGCCUCUGCGCGCUCUUUUUCAUGGACUCGCUCGCCAGCGGCAUGGUGCCCUACUCGCUAAUCAACUACUACAUGGACCGCAAAUUCCACAUGCCAAAAAACAAGCUCGGGGCUAUCAUGUCCGCCGCCAUGUUCGUUUCCAGCAUCUCCAACAUUUUCGCCGCGUCGAUCUCCAAACGCAUCGGCCUGAUCAAGACGAUGGUUUUUACGCAUUUGCCGUCUGCUAUCUUCCUCGCGCUGAUCCCAGCUCCGAAGUCUCUGGCGUUGACCAUUUGCCUCCUCGUGGGGCGCGCGAGCUUGAACUCUAUGGACCAGGCACCGAGGUCAGCGUUCUUGUCUGCUGUUGUUUUGCCUACGGAGCGGACGGCUGUCAUGGGUAUUGUCAAUGUCGUAAAGACGCUGAGCCAAAGUGGCGGACCCCUCAUCACCGGCAUUCUCGCUGGCUGGAGUAGAUUCUGGGUUGCCUUUGUUGCUGCCGGUGCGUUGAAGGCGUCAUAUGACAUUGGUCUCCUUACAUUCUUUGUUAAUACGAAGUUACGGCAUCAGGGCCGUAGCGACGACGAUCCAGAUGUCGGUGGCGAACCUGAUGAUGGAUGUGAGAGGUCGGCAAGAGGCGACGAUGAAGCGGGCGUUGCAUCAUCUCAGAACGCACGACUUGCCUGA